Molecule: messenger RNA, 3264 nt
Organism: Salmo salar (Atlantic salmon)
Lineage: Eukaryota; Metazoa; Chordata; Actinopteri; Salmoniformes; Salmonidae
Product: piggyBac transposable element-derived protein 2
Source: RefSeq, a predicted model, not a curated record
UCGUACGACUGAGUGUAUCACUAACUAUGAUGAAACAAUUUAAAGAAAAGGCAACCGUAAAACACGAAUAAUAAAGGUUUCCGAGUUCCUAGUUGCUUUGAACGUGGCAUUAAUCAAGACAGACCUUUUUCGUUAUCUGACGCAACUGUAGGGCAGUAGGAUUCACUUUCGUAUAUGCCCAGCAGAAUGAAGUAAAAUACAUUUUAAAGGGAAAUAAAACAUAUUUCAGACUUUGUAGCUAGUAUUUUGGUCUUUUCGUGAUUCCGUAUGUGCAACUACAAUAAUAUUCCCCGACCCCCAUAUACUUCGAGAAAGGUUUCUAUACCGUUUUGAUACUUCUGAAAGCAUCCAUGUAACUGAUUGUCACCAUGCCACUGACAAAUGCUGAAAAGCAAAGAAGAUACAGGCAAAGACUAAAGGAGAAGGGGAGUUAUGAGGAGGUCAAAGAAAAAGACAGGAGGAGGCACAGUUUGAGAAAAGCAAAGGCUAAAAGCCAAGGAAAAUGGCAUGAGUUUGAUCAUCAUCUGCUGAAGAUGGAUCAAUAUGGGAGAUAUGAAAGCAGUGGUCAGCCAGAAGAGCUUUUUGAUCACUCACUGCAUUGGAGGCAGGUCAAAGAGGAGGCUGAAGAAUGUGAGAUUCAGCAGUGCCAAGGGUCAGCAGUUUCAUUAGGAGUUGAAAUGUCCCAGGUUUGUCUAAAGGAGGACCCAAUUGAACAAGAUCCCUCCUUUGAUACAGUUUCAGACAUCCAUGGAGUCACAGAACAAGAGCGUGUACAUAAACGCAUGAAGUAUCUCAAAGUAAAGGUGCUGCCUUCUCUAGUCCCAGUCAAAGAGGAGUCUGAAGAAUGCUCCCUUUUGCCAGUAGAUGAAGUUGCCUCAAUUACAGUGAAGGACGAAGAGAAUGAAGACUGGUUGAAGUCAGAAGAUGAGGAUCUUGUGAAAGUGUCAGUGCCUUGGGAGCUGUUGGAAACAUCACAUCAUCAUCAUCAUGUUCAGAUACAGAGGACAGUGAGAUGGACAGUGAUAAUGUGCGGCACAUGGACACAAAAACCCUCAGUAGAAAGAGGCCAAGAGCUGCUGUGGCCAUUCUACCACAGGACCCCCUGGAGUCAGAGGUGGAAGACCUAAGUGACUCAGAGGAUGAUGACCUAGAGUAUAUUCCAAAACCAGGAGAUCUGGAGGACGAGUCCCCUUCUAAGCUUACAACAGGAGAUGCUUCCCCAUACCCUAAAACCGCAGAGUCUCCCAAGAGAAAGAAGAGAAAAAGCAGAAAUGUAAUUAUAUUGGUUCCUACAGACACACAUAACCACAAUCUCGACACAGUUGUAAGCCCAUGUAAUUCUGGUUCCUUCAAAACACAGCCAAGACAUCCGCUUUGGAAGAAGGCUGACAUAGAUUCCUUCCAAGUUCCAGAUCCAGUGUUUGUGGCACCACAGUGUGUUCAAUCCCCCUAUCAAUAUUUCAAGAUGUUUUUCACUGAUCAGAUGAUUGCACACAUUGCUGAGCAGACCAACCUUUACUCUGUUCAACAGACUGGAUCCGCAAUCAACACAAACUCUGGAGAGAUUGAGGAUUUCUUGUCUAUGCUUCUCUACAUGGGUGUUUUUGAAUUUCCAACCUUUGUAGACUACUGGCAUUCUGACUCUCGCUUCCCACCUGUGGCUGAUGCCAUGUCUGUGAGAAGGUUCCAGUCACUCCGCAGCUUUCUUCACUUCAAUGACAACAUGCAAAAUAAUCACAGUCCUGACCGCUUCUACAAGAUCCGACCUCUUUUUAACAUGCUGCGUCAACAGUGUCUCCUCAUACAGCCAACCAACAGGCAAAGCAUAGCUGAAGUCAUGGUAGCUUACAAAGGCACCAAAGCAGGAAAUCUUCAUCAUUACAAAUCUAAUCAGCAUGACAAAUUUGGUUUUAGGUUAUUCUGUCGGGGCAGUUCUAAAGGUAUUAUCCAUGACCUGCUACUGUACCAAGGGGAUACAACAUUUCUCAACAGUGGGCUAGAUGAAGAUGAACAGAAUCCUCUGCUGGGUACCAAGGUUGUCACCACCCUCUGUACAUCUAUUGCAGAGCCAGAGGCUACAGUUGUUUUCUGUGACAACUACCUCAUCAGUCUUGACCUGGUCAAGUCCCUGCAGGCCAGACUGGGUGUGAGGUGUAUUGGCACUGUGAGAGCAAACUGCACAGGUGGAGCAACUGCAAUGGAUGACAAGGAUCUUGCAAAGCUAGGGCGUGGAGCAUAUGACUACUGUUCUCAAGAGGGGGUGAUUGCUGUCAGGUGGUUGGACAAAAAGAGUGUCUCAAUACUAAGCAAUGCAUGUGGAAUUGAACCUCUAGGGUAUGUUAGGCGGUUCUGUCGGGAGACCCAUCAAAAGAUUGAUAUCACAUGCCCAUCAGUCAUGUCGGCUUACAUUCAAGCAAAGGAGGGCAUCGAUCUGUCUGAUAUGCUGGUGCGUCUGUACAAGACACCUAUGAAGGCACGCCGGUGGUACCUACCUCUGUUUGGAUACAUCCUUGAUCUGUGCAUUGCCAAUGGUUGGCUGAUGUACAAGCGGGACUGUAACCUUCUCAAGGAAAAACCUGUGCACCUAAAAAGGUUUCGUUUGUCUGUGGCAGGGACUCUAAAAGUAGUCAACAAACUCCCAGCCAGGGUUGGCCAACCAUCAGUUCCUCCAAAUCCACAAAAAACUCCAAAGCGGCUGCACAAUCCCAGAGCCUUACAGCCUACAACAGAUGUCCGUUAUGACUGCCUUGGACACUGGCCUAUCUUUGGGGAACAGAGAGGAAGGUGCAACCUGUGCGUCAAGGGCGUCUCGAGGUGGAAGUGUUCCAAGUGUGGUGAUGGAAAGUUGUUUUUGUGUCUGAACAACAAGCAGCAGUGCUUUGUGUGUUAUCACCAGAAGUGAUCAUUAUCAAAGCACAAUAAUAUUAUGUUGGAUUUUUGUUACAUAAAAAAAUAUUUAUUCGAAAACAUUCGUUUUUGUUGUAUUCCUAUUAUAUGGAAGUUUCCAUGAAGUUGAUGGACAACCUAAUUGUUCUCACUGUUUCAACAUUGAUGCUGUUAAUUGUGGCCAUUUUUGCUGUUACUGUGAUGCCUAUAAUUUUGUAUAAUUUGGACUACCAUGAAGUAAAGGUUACUUUUUUAUUUACGUUUUACUUAACUUGAACAUGUUUUUGUAUUAUUGUUUCAUAAUGACAUGUACAUUUACUAAGGUUUACUGAAUUAUAAUUUGUGUUGCACAAAUAAAAAUGCGCUACUUGUUUCUCA